Molecule: messenger RNA, 1997 nt
Organism: Aspergillus ochraceoroseus IBT 24754
Lineage: Eukaryota; Fungi; Ascomycota; Eurotiomycetes; Eurotiales; Aspergillaceae
Product: WD domain protein
Exons: 3
Coding region: 204-1796 (530 amino acids)
Biological process (GO): regulation of DNA damage checkpoint
Cellular component (GO): nucleus
Molecular function (GO): DNA binding; protein binding
Source: RefSeq, a predicted model, not a curated record
UUUUUUUUGUUUUUUAAUGGCGAAUUUGGCGGAAAGGGUGCCUGCACGUGACCACGCGGCUGCCUGCACGCGCCGGGUGGUUUGCAUUCAACUUCUGCUGUCUAUCUAUCCUUCCGCCAUUGGUUUUGGCUUCUUUUUUGAGUCUGUUCGGGCUGUGUUAUUUUGAUAUCGGCAUUAAUUGAGUUAUAAUACCGGGCGUCAUCAUGGGCACCGAGGAGAUUUCGGAUUUCGAGAAGCAGCGUCUUGCGAAUAUCGCAGAGCGCGAUGCGCUUCUCAAGAAGCUUAGCUUGGAUGCACAAUCCGCGGGGCUUUUCCCUCCCAAGAUGCCUAGGGGUGUCUCUGGAGAUCAGACAAAACCGAAGAAAAAGGUCGCCCCUAAGAAGGUGAAGAAGGAGGAGGUGGAAGCGCCGCUCCCUCGUCGGACAUCUUCCCGCUUGAGGGGUAUUAAGGCGGAUAGCGAGAUCGCGAAACGAAAGGCGGACGAGGAGUAUGAACUUGCACAGCAAGCAGAGCGGGCUAAGAGGGUCCGCAAAUCCGACGCUUUCUCCUUCAAUGAUAUCUUUGUCUCGGGUCAGAAACUCAGUGCGGAUGCUUUAAUCGGAGUGGACGUGGUGACCAAGGGAUUCGCGGUGCCGAACCAGCGAACCUUUGGGGAGGAGGAUAUCAAGUCUACCAAGGACAGUGACUUGAAGGCUCUACGGAAGGAAAUGAGCGGGCUGCAACUGUGGGAAGCCUGGGAGCCAAAUCGCAUCAAGCUCACCCCCGAGCGAGUCUACUCCAUGACCUUCCACCCGUCCGAAGCAAAGCCUUUAAUCUUCGCCGGCGACAAAAUGGGCCAUCUGGGAAUCCUAGACGCAUCCCAGGAAAAGCCGAUCUCGGCCAUCAAGAGCGAAGACGAGGACGAGAACGACGGCGACGGCGACGACGACCCAGAUCCAGUCCUCGUCACGCUGAAACCACACACACGCACCAUCAGUUCGAUGACCAUCCACCCUUCCACACCGACCAAGCUCUACACCACCAGCUACGACAGCUCGAUCCGCGAAACGGACCUCGAGAAAACCACCUCAGUCGAGAAAUACGCCCCAGCGUCGACAUCAGAAGACAUUCCCAUUUCCGGCAUCGACAUGGCCGCAGAGGACCCGCACACGCUGUACUGGACCACGCUCGACGGUGAAUUCGGCCGCUACGACAUGCGCACCAAGCGACAAGAGUCCGUCUCGACCUGGCAGCUCUCAGAGAAGAAAAUCGGCGGGUUCUCCCUGUAUCAAACCCACCCGCACUACUUUGCAACCGCCAGUCUCGACCGUACCAUGCGCCUCUGGGACCUGCGGAAGCUGUCUCGGUCCAACCCCGUCCCGAUCGGCGCGCACCAAAGCCGUCUCUCGGUCUCGCACGCAGCCUUCAACGCCGCCGGCCAAAUCGCCACCUCCUCCUACGACGAUACCCUGAAGAUCUACGACUUCAGCACCAAGGGCAUCGCCGCCUGGACCCCGGGCCACAACCUUGACGAGACCCAGAUGACACCCGAGACCGUGGUUCGACAUAACUGCCAAACGGGGCGAUGGGUAACUAUUCUCCGUCCCCAAUGGCAGCUAAACCCUCAAUCCAACAUCCAACGCUUCUGUGUCGGAAACAUGAACCGUUUCGUCGACAUCUACAGCAGCGCCGGCGACCAACUGGCCCAACUCGGUGGCGACGGCAUCACGGCCGUUCCUGCAGUGGCUGUUUUCCAUCGAAGCCGGAACUGGGUUGCUGGGGGCACGGCGAGCGGGAAGAUAUGUGUAUGGAUGUAGAUAUAGAUAGAAACUACAUAAGAUUAACCAGACAGUCAGUCAGUCAGUCAGUCAAGUCAGUCAAGUAAGUUGAAUUAAAUGAUCCAAGAGAAGAAGAAGAAGAAAAAAAAAAAAAGCCGAGGGCCAACACACGCCCGACGUGAGGAUCGAACUCACAACCUUGGGAUUAAACUAGACCGGCAAGAUUAGUCAUGGUUAUCG